AUGUCAGCAACAAAGAAAACAAAGCGAUUGGAUUUACAAGGUAUCCGUGGUCUUGCCAUCUUAUCAGUACUCGGUUUUCAUUUCUUCCCCGCACAGUUUCCCAAUGGAUACCUGGGAGUUGAUCAAUUCUUCGUCCUAUCCGGAUUCCUCAUGUGCAUGCUGUUGAAAAGAGCCGAAAACGAGCCAACUUGCACAUUAAUCACAUUGUUCUACUCAAGAAGGUUUAAGAGAAUUCUCCCUCUUUAUCUUCUCAUCAUCCUUCUCUCCAUGAUCUCCCUAUACGCACUUUUCCCGGACACCUCCAUCGAGACAAAUCAGGACUCAGCGUUGCGUGCUCUGUUUUUUGUGUCGAAUGCUCCAAAAUCUGAGCAAGACGAUUAUUUCACAAUGCUGUCCAAAGCAGUAGACAUUUUUACUCACACCUGGUCGUUGUCAGUGGAGGUUCAGUUCUACUGCCUUGUACCAUUUAUAUUUUUAUUUGCUGCAAAGCUUUCUGGUUUUAAGCUUCAAUGUGCAUAUUUUGCAUUAAUAGGACUUUUUUCUUAUGCAAUUUUCUACUUUAUUCCGGAAAAUAUGUCUUUUAAUAGCGUUUUUGCAAGAAUCUGGCAGUUUCUGAUUGGUAUGAUAGUAUAUAUUCUUAGCAGUCAUUCUGAAAAGAGGGCUGAAACUGUGGAAGACGUUGAAGAAUGCAGUAAACUAAUUGAGCAUGAGGAGAAUAGUCGAGACAAGCCUUUUACAUUGCAUUUUAUAUCGUAUCUUCCAAUGCUUAGUGUUAUAAUAAUCAACGUUUUCCCAUAUUCAUUGAGCACGGAUUUUGUCAGGCCACUAGUAACAUUAGGAACUGGUGUCUUAAUGAUGAUUUCUGAGAAUAACUUGAUAUUAUCAAACAUUGCAUUAACCUAUAUUGGAGAUAUUUCAUAUUCCAUUCAUUGGCCCAUUUAUGCUUUUCAUUGGCCCAUUUAUGCCCAUUUAUGCAUUCAUUGGCCCAUUUAUGCGUAUUGGAAGCUUAAUUGGGAUGGGGACAGAACAUUUCUCAUCUUGGCAUUACUCUUUUCGAUACUUGUUGCUAUUAUCGUCUAUGAGUUUUUCGAGAAGUGGUACCUGAAGCUCUCCUCCACUAACACCGGCCUACUCAUUGUGGUUCUCUUUUUGCUUAAUGUCAUUGCUAUCAACAAGGAUGGUUUAAUUCCUAGUCGUAUAGAAAAUAACAACAACAAAACUAAGAGCACCGAAGAUGCUAUCAAAAUGAAUCACCUAUGGGAUUUGAACGAUCGGAAAAGUCUGUGGGUGCCGUACUGUGAUUACGAGGCGAGUCGCCCGCUGGGAUGGUGCAACCACACGUCUCUUGAACCAGGACCAGGCAAAUUUAAAUUGGCUGUGAUUGGAAACAGUUGGACCGCAAACCACGGAACACUUUUUCAUGAGGAAUGUGGCAGCAAGGCAAAAAUUAUUCUGCAGGGAUCCGUUGGAACCUGUGAACCAUUGUUUUUUUCACGCUGUCAGUAUUUUUUUGACAAAUUUCAAGAGAGGAUUAAAGCUGAAAAGCCAGACUAUCUGUUUAUCAUUUCAAGAUACAUAUCAAUUGGUGAUGCAAUACCUGAAAUCCAUACAACCACAAAUUUCAUUUUCGACAAAGAUCCAAUCUAUCAAACUAUGAAGAAACAACUUCUAGGACUAGUAGCAAGUACAAAGUUCAAAGUUUACAUUCUCGAUGCAGUACCCAGACAUGACACUUAUAAGACACAAUUUAUCGCGGAUUGGGCGAAGGAAGGUGCAGAUUUAGUAGAAAUAAAUAAACGGCUUGGCCAAACCAAUGCUCAAUUGCUUGAUGGGCCCGCCUAUGAACUAGCUCGUCGCCGGAACUCUGAGCUUGUAAAAGAUUGUGGCGGUCGGUGUGUUCUUGUGGAUUAUAAACCGGUUUUCUACAAUUUUACUAGCCAAUCCUACCGGAUGUUCGACGAAAUGGGGUACUCCUACUUCUCAAUGGCACAACAUUUGACGCCGCUUGGCUUGGAGCAAGUUAGACAUGUUUGGAAGAGUGUUUGCGAAGCUUUGUAG
Molecule: messenger RNA, 2058 nt
Organism: Caenorhabditis elegans
Lineage: Eukaryota; Metazoa; Nematoda; Chromadorea; Rhabditida; Rhabditidae
Gene: oac-4
Product: Acyl_transf_3 domain-containing protein
Exons: 11
Coding region: 1-2058 (685 amino acids)
Molecular function (GO): acyltransferase activity, transferring groups other than amino-acyl groups
Source: RefSeq, marked reviewed